AAAACGGCCGGUACAACUGCCCCCUGCAGACACACCUACCGCCCCAAUCCCUUAUCUUUCUCUCGAUCUCUCGACUUGGACGUCACUCCUCUCCGCUCUGAUUCCUUAAAACGCAGCGUUUCACUGCCCCCCAAAACCUGCUUCUCUCUUUCUCUCUCUAGAAUUUCUUCUAGGGUUUCUCAGUCUAUUGAUCGAACCAAGACUUGGACUUUUCAGAACCCACCUUAAAUUCAUCGCCCCAUACACGCCAUUCAUUCUAUUCCUACCUGCGUUUCGUCGCCAAGCCCCACUGGGCCACAGUAUUGCAGGUUAAUACAGCUAGCUUUGGAUGCUGAGAGAGAAUCAUGUAUUCAGAACUUGUGGACAUUCAACCUCGAGAACUCAAAUUCACAUUUGAAGUGAAGAAGCAAAGCUCAUGUUCUAUUCGACUGGUCAAUAACACCUAUCACCAUGUCGCUUACAAGGUUAAAACCACCUCCCCAAAGAAAUACUGUGUGAGACCUAACACAGGCGUUCUUAAGCCAAAUUCAACAUGUGAUUUUACAGUCACAAUGCAAGCUCAACGGUCCGCCCCUCCUGACAUGAUUUGCAAAGACAAGUUCUUAGUUCAAAGCACAAUUGUUCCCGCUGGGACAAGCGAUGAGGACAUUACACCUGGCAUGUUUUCCAAAGACAGUGGAAAAUACAUUGAAGAGAAUAAGUUGAGAGUGAUCUUGAUCAGCCCACCCAAUUCACCAGUGCUAUCACCGAUCAAUGGAGCAUUGACGCAGGUUCCAGUUUAUGAAGCUUCACUGCCAAAGGAUGAAGUACUAAGUAGAGUCGAGAUUGUUGCCCCACAUCACGUAGUUGCUAAGGAUGAGGAGUCUGAAAUGGUUGAUGAGGAAUUAAAACCAGCAGCCGAACUGGUUGAUGAGGAAUUAAAACCGGCAGCUAAACUGGUUGAUGACAAGGAAUUAAAGCCAGUGGCUCAAAAGGUGGAUACCGAGGAAUUGAAGCCAAUGGCCCAAAAGGUGGAUGAGGAAUUCAAGACAGCAGCCCAAGUGGCUCAAAUGGUAGAUGACAUGGAAUCAAAGCAAGCAAAGGAUGUGGAGGAACUGAAAUUGGUUAAAGAUAUAGAGGAGAUGAAGUCAAAACUAAAUCAACUUGAGUCAAAGCUAAGUGAGGCUGAAGUUACCAUUUCAAAGCUAACAGAAGAGAGGAGGUUAACCAUUCAAGAGAGGGAGAAUCUACAACAAGAACUAGCAGUGUUUCAAAGCAAGAGAAGUGGAAGGAGAGCUCAGGCGGGAUUUCCUCUUCUAUUUGUAUGUAUGGUGGCACUGGUCAGUAUCAUGCUUGGAUACCUUUGUCACUCUUGAAUAGGAACAACCAGUAUGAAACGAAGCCAUAAGCAGAGACGACCACAGAAGAUUUGUAAGUAAUCAGAAAUGUAGUCGGUCUCCUCUUAACCUAAUAUGCAAAAUAGCAUGGAGGGAAAGUUUGUUUAGUGUAGCCAAUCCUCACCAGGAUCAUAAAUAUUUUUGUGUGUAUAUGCAGAAGGUUUUAAGAUAUGCUGAAGGAUGGCCUGAGAAAUAUGAUGUUAUGAGAACUAAAAAAGGAAACAUAUAUGAAUGAGUUGGGUAGGCAAUAUCUCAUACUGUUGGUCUCUUAAAAGUGGUCAUUUUGUUUUCAUCAGGGAAAAUGGGAUAGGAGAAGAAACCCAUUUGUAGCAAGCUUAUGUUCUUCUACAAUAGCCCACCCUUUUACCGUAUAUGAAUAAAGGGAAUGAGUUUUCAAGUCA
This is a messenger RNA of Vitis riparia (riverbank grape), 1777 nucleotides long. RefSeq names its product vesicle-associated protein 2-2. The transcript is spliced from 9 exons. Lineage: Eukaryota; Viridiplantae; Streptophyta; Magnoliopsida; Vitales; Vitaceae. Bases 345 to 1355 code for a protein of 336 amino acids. Gene Ontology annotation, cellular component: endoplasmic reticulum membrane; plasma membrane. The record is from RefSeq and is a predicted model, not a curated record. Gene Ontology annotation, biological process: endoplasmic reticulum membrane organization.